CGACACAACAGAACCAUCCUGUCUUAAAAUCUUAACAUAGUCUCUCACUUAAAAACAAACAUCAGAUUCGAAAAGCUAUGGAGCAAAUUCAAGUCGGAGAUUCGAAAUGCGGCGGAGGAAUUAGCCGGAACGGCGCGGUUGUUUCUGUCGGAGCGGCGACGUCGCGGUUCGAUACUUUGCCGGAAGAUUGUAUCUCGAUGGUGAUUUUCCAUACCACACCACGAGAUGCUUGCGUCGUGGCUUCGGUUUCGAGAACAGUUAAGUCGGCGGCGGAGUCCGAUUUGGUCUGGGAGAAGUUUCUUCCGCCGGAGUACUCGUCUCUUGCUCUUCCUCCGUCGUUGGAUUGCUCGUCGAAGAAGAAGAUCUAUCUCUCUCUCGCUGAUGAUCCCGUCCUAAUCGAUGAGGGCAAAAAGAGCUUUUGGUUGGAGAAAUCUACUGGGAAGAAGUGUUACAUGUUGUCUGCGAUGGAUUUGAAGAUCACGUGGAGUGAUUCUCCCGCGUAUUGGCAAUGGGUUACAGUUCCUGAAUCUAAGUUUGAGAAAGUAGCAGAGCUUUGUAACGUGUGUUGGUUCGAGAUUCGCGGCAAGAUAAGUGUUAAAAUGCUGUCUAAGGGGACGCAUUACUCUGUCUACUUAGUGUUCAAGAGAGCGAGUAGUAGAUCUUACGGUUUCGACCACACGCCUAUUGAAACUGAAGUUGGGUUUGCGGGGAAGGAGGUUAGGAAGACGUUUGUGUUUCUCGAACCGAGCGAUACGGAUCCUCGCAGCGGUUAUGGUUACUCGGGAGUGUCGUUAGCAGCUGUGUCUAGAGCGUUUAGGACGAGGCGUCCGUGGAUGAGGUUUCCGAGGGAAGAAGUUGAAGGGGAGAGGGAGAGUGGUGGGAACGUGGAGGAGCCCAAGGAGAGAGGUGAUAAGUGGAGUGAAGUGAAGCUUGGGAGUUUUUACAUUGACGAUGGAGGUUGUGAGGAUGGCGAUGAGGUUGAGGUAGCUAUUAUGGAGACUCGGAUGGGACAGUGGAAGAGUGGUCUGGUUUUCCAGGGGAUUGAGAUAAGGCCUGUGAAAGAAGAAGAAGUAACUAAAUGAUCAAAUUCAGAUAAUAACUGUGUUCUUUAAAGUAUGAACAGAGUUUAAAGCUUGUGUACUACUACUACAGCUUCAUGACUAGAGUUUAUUUAACAGUUUGAGUUUUUGAUAUGAAAAGCAAAGAAGUUAUGAUGAUUUUGUUUCUUGUGUACCAUAUGAUUGAAUGGCAAUAAUUUAAUUUGACAGAAGCUA
Molecule: messenger RNA, 1274 nt
Organism: Brassica rapa (field mustard)
Lineage: Eukaryota; Viridiplantae; Streptophyta; Magnoliopsida; Brassicales; Brassicaceae
Product: F-box protein PP2-B1
Molecular function (GO): protein binding
Source: RefSeq, a predicted model, not a curated record